AUGCUGCUCCUCGGACUCGCCUCCGCCGGCCCGGCCGCCUACGUCCUGUGCCAGCAGCCCACCAGCGACCCGUUGGAGGGCUGCCCCCGCGGCACCAUCCUGGUGCGGCCGUCCGAGUCGGUGCAGUCGGCCAUCGCGGCCCUGCCGCGCGACGCCUCCCCCCAGGUCAUCUUGAUCCUGCCCGGCCACUACACCGAGCAGCUCGAUGUCAAGCGGCCGGGCCCGACGGCGCUGCUCGGCCAGACGGCGCACCCCACGAACCGCAAGCGAAACCGCGUCCGCAUCGCCUGGGCCGCCGCCGUCGUCAAGGGCGGCCACGCCGACGCCGCCUCCACGGCCGUCCUGACCGUGGCGCCGGUCCUCGGGGCCCGGCGCGCCGCCCCGGCAGACGACUUCUAUGGCUGCAAGCGCUUCAGCGCCUACAACAUCGACUUCUCCAACGACUACGCGCACUCGGCGGUCGGCCCGUCGCUGGUCGUCAGCCUGACCUACGCCAACGCCGGGUUCUACUGGUGCGGCAUCUACGGGUACCAGGAUACGGUUUUCGUGGGCAUGCAAGCAAACGCCUACUUUUACCGAAGCGAGAUUGCGGGCCAGGUGGAUUUCCUCUACGGCUUCGGCACGGCGUGGCUGCAAAACGUCGACAUCACGCUGAGGGGCUGCGGCGGCGGCAUCACCGCCUGGAAGGGGCAGAGCACCAGCUCCGCCAACAAGUACGGGGUCUACGUGUCGGACUCGCGCGUCGGCGCCGCCAACGCCUCGGUGGGCGCCGCCAUCGCCGCCACCUGCUACCUGGGACGGCCGUGGAACGACCUGCACAGAAGCGUGUUUUUCAACACCUGGCUGGACGGAAGCAUCGCCCCCGCGGGAUACUCGACUUGGAACAACGCACCUUCGGGGGCUCCCGGCUCCAGGUACGGCAUCGGCACCUUCAUGGCCGAAUACGGCGGCAAGGGCCCGGGCUUCGACUUGCGCGGCCGCCAGGCCGGCCGGGUCACCAGGGUCUUGACGUCGGACGAGGUCGGCCCGUACCGCACGCCCGAGCACGUCUUUACGACUUGGAAGGGGGAGCAGCCCAACAUUGAGUGGAUAGACCCAGCUGCCUAUAUCUGGUGA
Ustilaginoidea virens is the source of this 1116-nucleotide messenger RNA. RefSeq lists its product as uncharacterized. Lineage: Eukaryota; Fungi; Ascomycota; Sordariomycetes; Hypocreales; Clavicipitaceae. Gene Ontology annotation, molecular function: pectinesterase activity. The transcript has 3 exons. The record is from RefSeq and is a predicted model, not a curated record. Gene Ontology annotation, biological process: cell wall modification. Bases 1 to 1116 code for a protein of 371 amino acids.